AGGCGGCGUUGUGAGCUGGGGUUUGGGGAGGAUCUGGCUUUCCUUAGGUUGAGGGGCCAUGGGAAGGCGUGCGGCCAUGGGAAGGGUACAGUGUGCGUAGGUCAGGGGGCAGUGAUCUCCUUGUGACCCUUGGCUGAGUGCUGAAAUGGCUAACGCUCAAUCCCUCGUGUCUGACUCGCGACGAAAGCUAGACAGGCUUCAUCUCGGUGUUGCAAACGGGCUGGGACUCUCACAUUGGAGGCGAACCAAGUCCUUGCGGUUGUGUUUUGGGGGGGUCCGCUGGUGGGUGAGGGGGGGUGUCCAUGGGCGGGACUUCCGGUCAGAUCCCCGCCGGGGGCGGGACUUCUUGUUUUCUUCCUAGAGUAGGGGCCUCGCUGGUCCGCGGGCGUGGUUCAGCCCCGGGCCUCAGCCUUCGAUAGUAGGAUCCCCCUGGGACGCCCCGCUCUGCGUCCCGUGCUGCAGCCGUUUCCUUCCCUAUCUCCCGUCACACCUGUCCUGGGAGGCCUGCACUUUCCCGCUGGAUAGCUCCCCCUUGCUGGUCUGCCCCUGCCUCUCACCUCAUAGGAGAUCACAGGCCUAGGAGGUCCGAGUAAGUCGCCCUCCUUUGAGCCGCCUUCAGAAGCCACUCAGCCUGUUUUCACACUGCUGCUGCUAGGAGCUGGGUCCCGCCAUCAUUUGCUCUCUCAGGUUGUGCCAUCUUUUGGACCAGUCACUUUUCUCGCCCUGAGCCUUAGCCUUAUGUUUCCAGCCUCCUUUCUCAGCUUUCUCAGCUAGGAAGGGUGUGAGGGGUGAGUAGGAGUCGCUGGGUGGCUCCUGAAGCUUUGGUGGGACUUUGAAGUCCAAAGACAGUGUUGGCAAACCACUACAGCUCAUUUCUGUGGCUGUGGCAGGUGUCUGCAGCUUUCUCCUCAAUGGAAAGUUGGGAUGGGCAGUCUAGUGUCUUGCAGCAGGCAGGGUAGCGCUCAGCAUUGACAAAGGGCUCUAGACAGACUGUCCUUGUCGGUGGCCAGUUCAGCUGGUGGGACGGUCAAGAUCUGGUCUCCUGAGUUUGGAGCUUAAGUCCUGAACGUGCAGUGACCACCGCUCUUCAUGCCAUAGGAAGUGAGAGGUUGCUUAGGAAUGGUUAUCGCAUUCUGGUCCAGCGUGUGAGCAGUUCCCACCUUGGGGAGUUGGGUGGAAGGUGGCAGGGUGGAGUCUUUUGAGUGUGCAGGACAACUUGCAAGCUGCAACUGGAUUCCAGAUUCUGCUUCUCUUUACUGUGGUCCUGAUGUGCUUGAAUCCCUCUGGGGGGGAGGGGGGAGGUGCGUGCUGCCUGUCAAGCAGAGGCUUCGGCUGCCACACCCCCUGGUGUGUGGAAAGAGGCACCAGUCCGUGGUCCCACUACAGGAGCCAGGAGAUAGGCAGCGGUGCAGCUGUCAGCGGAGGCUGAGGACCUGGAAAAACCCUGAGCAGCUUGCACCCUCCUUCCCCCACAUUCAGCCAGAGCUCAGCCCUGUCCUAAGAGAGUGGCCCUGGAAGCCCAGCAGGGGGACUGGGGUGACUCAGAAAGGGACUGUCUCCCUCCCCAGCUGAGUGUAAGGUUGGCAGUGACCUGAGGCCAGUGAGCUGAGUGUGCGGUCCAUCUGGUCCUGGAAACUCUGAAGGGCAGAACUCCACAGCAGUGAAGGAGGACCUGCUGGACCAAAUGAAGGAUGGAGGCCUGGCAGGGGCCGGGGUGCUUUGCUGCAGAAACUGUGCAAGUCACCUGUGGUUUUCCUGGAGCCCGGUCUCUGUGACAGUUUUGCUCCAGCCUCUGAGUGCUGUGAUUUCAGGUGUAUACCCCCAUGCCUGGCUCACAAGUGUGUUAACACCCUACACACUGAGGACAAGGGCGCGGAUGGCGUCUGGGCGGCCAGAGGAACUGUGGGAGGCUGUUGUGGGGGCCGCCGAGCGCUUCCGGGCCCGCACUGGCACAGAGCUGGUGUUGCUGACUGCAGCACCACCACCGCCACCCCGCCCAGGGCCCUGUGCCUAUGCAGCCCAUGGCCGCGGGGCCCUGGCAGAGGCUGCACGCCGCUGCCUCCACGACAUCGCUCAGGCACACAGGGCUGCCACCGCCACCCGACCUGGUCCCCCACCAGCACCACAGCCGCCCAGCCCUGCUCCUAGCCCUCCGCCUCGGCCAGCCCUGGCCAGGGAGGAUGAUGAGGAAGAUGAGGAUGAGCCCACUGAGACAGAGACUUCUGGGGAGCGGCUGGGCGGUAGCGAUAAUGGAGGACUCUUCAUGAUGGAUGAGGACGCCACUCUCCAAGACCUGCCCCCCUUCUGCGAGUCAGACCCGGAGAGCACAGAUGACGGCAGCCUGAGUGAGGAGACCCCCGCCGGUCCCUCAGCCUGCCCCAAGCCCCCGGCCGCAGCCCUGCCCACCCAGCAAUACGCCAAGUCCCUGCCUGUGUCGGUGCCAGUGUGGGCCUUCAAGGAGAAGAGGACAGAGGCGCGAUCUUCAGAUGAGGAAAACGGCCCGCCCUCCUCGCCCGACUUGGACCGGAUUGCCGCUAGUAUGCGGGCACUGGUGCUGCGGGAGGCCGAAGACACCCAGGUCUUCGGGGACCUGCCGCGGCCGCGACUCAACACCAGCGAUUUCCAGAAGCUGAAGCGGAAAUACUGAGCGGGCAGCACGCACAGCUGGCUGAGGCCGGCGGAAGGCCACUGUAGCCAUUGGUCUAUGAGCCAUGAGCCUUCUCCGCCCAGCAACAGGACGAUUCUUUACGGGAUUGGCUCGCUCCUGUUUGGAGCAGGGCUAGUUCUAAAACGCUCAGUGGGUCAACUCUGUCUCUUGCCUAGCAACAGAAGCUUUACCCGCGCAUCCUUGGCUCACUGCCUGAGCACGGGAGCCCAUCUGCGGGACCAGGCAGGCGAUGGCUCCGCCCAUGUCCGGAGAGUCGCCCGUAGCCCUUCUUGAACUCCCCACCCGAUUGGCCCUGGCCUCCUGGGGGCGUGGCCAAGCCCUCCCGAACCCAGAAUUGGCCCGAGGCCUUGAGUUUGUUACACUACUAGGGCUGGGUUUUUUUGUUUGUUUGUUUGUUUGUUUUGGCCCGAAUCCUGACACUUGUACCCCAAGGGAUGGUCCGGUCCCGCUCUGCGUCUGAUGCCCCCAUAAGUUUCUCCCCACGACAGCGUGUCCAUCAAAGUCUGUCCUAUACGCAGGGCGGUACCAGCUUCCUGUGUCCUGUCCCCCCACCCCCCGACCCCAACAGGUGCCUUAAAUGGCCCUCUUCCACCCAAGGUAGGGGGCCUCACUCUCCGGCCCUGGCCCUGGGUGCGGGAGAGUGGGGUGGGGGUCGGGAGGGGCGCUCUGAAAUUAAAGUUUUACCUCUGGCUAGUGA
Messenger RNA from Alexandromys fortis (reed vole), 3365 nucleotides. It is a transcript of the gene Akt1s1, whose product is annotated as AKT1 substrate 1. The record is from RefSeq and is a predicted model, not a curated record. Gene Ontology annotation, cellular component: cytoplasm. The transcript has 5 exons. NCBI's taxonomy places the organism in Eukaryota, Metazoa, Chordata, Mammalia, Rodentia, Cricetidae. The coding region runs from base 1685 to 2647 and encodes 320 amino acids. Gene Ontology annotation, biological process: neurotrophin TRK receptor signaling pathway; negative regulation of protein kinase activity; negative regulation of TOR signaling.